Molecule: messenger RNA, 647 nt
Organism: Dinoponera quadriceps
Lineage: Eukaryota; Metazoa; Arthropoda; Insecta; Hymenoptera; Formicidae
Product: odorant receptor 22c-like
Exons: 5
Coding region: 28-627 (199 amino acids)
Biological process (GO): sensory perception of smell; detection of chemical stimulus involved in sensory perception of smell
Cellular component (GO): plasma membrane
Molecular function (GO): olfactory receptor activity; odorant binding
Source: RefSeq, a predicted model, not a curated record
CUCGUCGUCAUUUUGUUUCUGCACGGGAUGUCCGUGGCAUACACGGUUGCUUUUCUGAACGCGUUUAUUUCUACUGUGGUACUUCAUGUAAGCGGACAAAUCGAUAUCAUAUGUGAAGGAUUCAAAACCAUUUCUGAGAGAAUAUCCUAUUACGGAUCUUCUGGGCAAACAGUAGGAAUGCUGAUUGAGAGGCAUAAUAAAGUCAUCACAUUUUCCAAGAAUCUCGAUAAACUUUUCUCCUUUAUGGCUUUGAUGCAAGUUUUUUGGAAUACCUUAGCCAUCUGCGUUCUUGGAUUGCUUAUUGUAACAUCCAUUCAUAACGCAGCAGGCGUCAUUCUGGCGAGAGCCGUAUUCGCUUACUGCAACAUAAUGAUGGAAAUUUUUAUUUAUUGCUUUGCGGGAGAAUAUCUUAGUCAUAAGAGUAAAUCACUUGGCAAUGCAGGGUAUGAGUCAUUAUGGUACCACAUGUCGCCCAAUCAGACAAGAAAUAUAUUAUUCUUUAUUAUGAGGUCUCAGAAACAACUAACCAUCACUGCGGGAGGAAUGACAAAUUUAUCGUUAGAAGCCUUUACGAGCAUCAUGAAAGCGUCGGGGUCAUAUAUAUCUGUAUUAAAUGCGAUGUAUUGAAGUCUCUUAAAUCUGUAGUU